Messenger RNA from Brassica rapa (field mustard), 2712 nucleotides. RefSeq names its product probable serine/threonine-protein kinase CST. The record is from RefSeq and is a predicted model, not a curated record. Lineage: Eukaryota; Viridiplantae; Streptophyta; Magnoliopsida; Brassicales; Brassicaceae. Gene Ontology annotation, molecular function: ATP binding; protein kinase activity. Gene Ontology annotation, biological process: protein phosphorylation.
GUGGAUAAAUGAUCACAUUUCAACACUGGACCGCAUCAUUAUUCAAGUUUAAAUUUUGUUUUACAUUUUCAUACUCUUAUCAUUUGCCAAUGAAAAAUAAUCAAACUUGGGAAAUAUCCAGAUUCAGUCACCCACUGUUUCCUAAAUGCAGUGGAACGAGCAUAUAUAACUGUAUAUUAGUUGUCUAUUUUUUUCUUUUCUUUUUUUGAAAAAAUGGCUUUUCUGUUAGUUGUCUAUUCUUAGAUCAUUUCUAAAUGAUUUCUAUAUUGGUUUAGAAAAACUCUAUUUUAAAGAUCGGUUUUGUUCUACUGUAUAACUAUAUACUAGAAUUACAAUAUUUUAUUUUAGAGAAAAGUAUAUAGAAAAAUUAAAGAUGCUAUUAAUAGUUGAUUCAUGGCACUAACAAAAUAAGUACUAAUCUACAAUUAAUGUCUAUGUGUAGACAGAAGGAUAGACACAUACGUCCAAGCCGCGUGAGUGUCUGUGUGACUCAGAAGCUGACCUUUUUUUCACUUUGUAAGUUUUUCCAUCUCUGUACACACCAUAUAUAGUACUUUAUGAUUAUAAUUUUCUUAAAAAUCAAUAAAUAAUCAUAGCUCAAUAACAAAAACUUGACUCCAGAUGAUAAAAUUCCAUGUUUUAUAUUUCAACGAAGUUGCAAUUGUUUGAAAAUCUAAAGAUGAAAAUGAUUAAAACAAUCAAUUAGUCAUUAUUUGAGUAAGAGGUUUUUCUAUAUACAUUUUAAAUUCCAACCGCAGAUUGUGAAAAACAGUCCACAAGCAUAUUCUCUACUAGAAAUCGUUUGAAUGAAAGUUUCAGAAACUGUUGGAAUAAUUUAAAGAUCUCCAAAGGAAAACAAAAAAUCCUCAAUUGUAUUUUUCAGAUCACGCGUCAUAGAGUCAAAAAGCUUCGGCCAUGAUAACUUUAGUUGGUCGAUGUUCUAGGCAUUUUUCGUAUUAUAUGUUUAGUUCGUGGCAAUUAAAAUAUGCAUAAAGUAACAAAUUAGACUAUAACAUGGAAAUUACCAAAUGCAGAAUUUGAUAUCAAAAGUAUAUUGCAACCCUUUCUCAAAAAUGUAUAUUGCAACUCAAGGCCUUAAAAAGCUCAAGUAGCUACUUAAUGAUCAUCCAUUAGCUCUUGUCUGAAUUGGUAAACAAGAAAGAGAAAAAAGAAGACAACAACUAGAGAAAUGGGUCUUUGUGUUUCACACUUCUUCUCUUCCUCUCCUUCCAAAAUGACUAACAACCUCAGUAAUGGAGCAAACUUCUGGUCGACCAUAGACAAAACAAAUAGCAGCGUCGGACGAUCGAACCAAUUCUUGGGGGCUGUGAGCGACGGUCCCGGGCAGAUAUUGGAAUCAACAAAUGUCAAAAUUUACAGCUUCCUUGAUCUAAAGACUGCGACGAUGAAUUUCAAACCGGACUUGUUGUUAGGUCAAGGAGGUUUCGGCGAAGUUUACAGAGGUUGGAUUGAUGCCGAGACUCUUGCUCCUUCUAUAGCAGGCUCCGGUAUGACCAUCGCCGUCAGAAGAUUGAGCUCCGAGAAUGUUCAUGAUUUCGAAGACUGGCAAACGGUAGUUAACUUCUUGGGGAUGCUUUCACACCCAAAUCUGGUGAAGUUAUUAGGACACUGUCGUGAAGGCAAAGAGCUUCUGCUUGUAUACGAGUUCAUGUCCAAAGGAAGUCUUAGUGAUCAUCUUUUUCAACGAACCGAGCCUCUUCCUUGGGACGUAAGGAUCAAGAUUAUGAUCGGCGCAGCACGUGGCCUAGCGUUUCUACACGGCUCACAAAGAACAGUCAUCUAUAGAGAAUUCAACCCGUCAAAUAUACUUCUCGACUCGAAUUAUGAAGCGAAGAUUUCAGAUUUAGGACUAGCGAAGUUCGGAUCAUCACAAGCGAAUUCACACGUUACGAUUAGGAUCAUGGAAACAUAUGGUUAUGUCGCUCCUGAGUAUGUUGCAACAGGCCAUUUAUACGUUAAGAGUGAUGUAUACGGCUUUGGUGUGGUUUUAUUGGAAAUAAUGACCGGACUAAGAGCGUGUGACCGAAAACGGCCUCACGGACAAGAGAAUCUAGUCGACUGGUUAAGACCAAAACUCUCAAGCAAAAGCAAAGUGAAACAUAUAAUGGACAAAGGAAUCAAAGGUCAAUACUCAUCCAAGGUGGCAACCGAAAUGGGACACAUCACAUUCUCUUGUACAGAACCAGACCCGAGAAAACGACCACACAUGAUGGAAGUACUCGACGUACUCGAACACAUCCAACACAUUAACCUCGUCGUUGCAGACCCUUCUUCCACUAAACCUGUCAUUGCUAGCUCUUCUCAUUCUUCGCCAUGACACUAUCAGUAUUGAUAUCGAGCCGGUGUGUGGGCUAAAACGGAGGUCGUGUUUUGGAAGGUUUGAAUAAAGAAAGAAAUGGGUCUUUUAUGUUAUUUUUAUAGUCUUUUGGUUCAACUCUGUUUUAAAGUUAUUUGUGUACAAUAGUGUUUCCUUGUUUGAUUGUAUGACAUACUUAUGAAUAUAUUGUUUCCUUGUGGUGAGUUAUCCUCAUUUCAAGAUUGAUGUUGCCUUUUCAUAUUCUUACUCAACGAAAGGUCUGCGUUUUUUUCUUUUCAAUUUUCCAUUUUGAUGAUGUAAUUGUAAACAUAUAUGAAAGUGAACUGACAUAUUUACAAACUCCAGGUCCUAUUUUAUCAGAGUAAUAAACUCUC